AUGGGGGAAGGGAGUGAAGAAGACGGUGGUGACGUAGUUGCAUAUAUUUGGUUUGGAGUGUUUUUAUAUGUGAAUGUUUCUUUCCUGUUUCCUUCUUUUCCUUAUUAUGUUGAGGCUCUAUUGCACAGACAAUUACCAUGGCCAUUUACCAUGUUGGCCAGGUUCAAUGCCUUCUGGUAUGCACAUCAUUUGCUGACCUUGGUCAAUGUCCAAAUGAUCAUGCAUAGUUACUUACUCAUCUUCGAAAAGCCCUGCUACCUGAAGACAACAUGGAUGUAUCUCCUGAUUCCAAUGUUAUUCUAUUCGAGCAAGAGAUUCCUUACCAGGUUCCAGGAACACAAGCAUAUCAUGAAUGUCAUUAAGGCUGUGAUAUAUACAGGAAAUGUUCUAGCUCUACAUGUGACCAAGCCUCCAGGAUUCAAGUACAAAAGUGGAAUGUAUCUGUUUGUCAAGUGUCCAGAUAUAUUUAAAUUUGACUGGCACCCCUUCUUCAUCACAUGGGCACCAAAAGAUGACUACUUGAGCGUACACAUUCGGACUGGGGACUGGAUUACAGAACUAAAAGAUAGAUUUCAAAAGAAAAUUAGAGGCAAUUUAAUGCAAGUUUGUGAACAUCCCACUGUGGAACCAAAAGGAGGAAAUUUAAUGAGAAUGGAAACUAGAGAGCAAUUAAAAUUAGUCUCAAGUAAAGACUAUGAACAGGAUCAAGCUAGAUUUCCAAGUAUCUUCAUUAAAUGGCCAUAUGGAGCACCAGCUCAAAACUAUAAGAAGUAUGACAUUCUCUUUCUUGUUGGUCUGGGCAUUGGGGCAACUCCAUUUAUCAGCAUCAUAAAAGAUCUAAAAUUUUUGAUAAAUACAGGAACGCCUAGAAAAGGAAAAUUCGUGUGGCUGUGUGAAGGCUCCUAAAAGUAUCCUGAAAGGGCAUAUUUUUGUUGGGUAAUUAGGGAACAAGACUCCUUCGAAUGGUUUAAAGGAGUCAUGGAUGAAAAUCUUUACCUAAAUUUAUUGCAGAAAAUGAUAGAAAUGCACAACUACUUAACUAGUGUGUAUGAAGAAGGCGAUGCUCGGUCUGCCCUCUUAUGCAUGGUGCAGAAAAUUCAACAAGCUAAGAAUGGAGUUGAUAUUGUCUCAGAAAGCAGGAUAACAACACAUUUUGCAAGAUCCAACUGGAGGAAAGUUUUCUCUCAAAUGGCUAAUACUCACCAAUCUCCUCCAAUAGGUAAAAGCAGCUGAAGCUAAUUUUACGCAUGCCGUGGAAGUGCUACACUUACCAAAGUAUUAAAGAAGCUAUGUCAAGAAUUUAGCCUAGAAACAUCAACUCGAUUCCAUUUUCAAAGAACUUUUAAAGUAACAGUUAUGUCAAACUACACAUAUCAAUUCAAGAAACUUGUUAUAGAGUGUUGA
Durio zibethinus is the source of this 1404-nucleotide messenger RNA. RefSeq names its product putative respiratory burst oxidase homolog protein H. Gene Ontology annotation, cellular component: plasma membrane. Lineage: Eukaryota; Viridiplantae; Streptophyta; Magnoliopsida; Malvales; Malvaceae. The record is from RefSeq and is a predicted model, not a curated record. Gene Ontology annotation, molecular function: NAD(P)H oxidase H2O2-forming activity.